AUAAUUGUAAAGAAUUUCGUACCGACGUUCUAGUAAAAAAGUAGAAGUUGUUAUUCCGAAAUAUUGAGCAUUAAUUCGUUACCGGUUGCACAGAUACCACGAUUUCAGAGUAAAGUUUGAAAAUUUCACAGACCGGCAGAAUAAUAGAUCCGCUUAUAUAUUGUUACUGCACCACAGUACAUACAGAUGAUUAAAUCGCCCAUCUGCUGUGCACAAUUAUUAGCUACGAAAAUAAGAAUAAGAGCAAAGCAGACUGAACGAAAGUGAUAAACAUAUCCAGAAAACUUGAAAAUGCAGUCGCGUAUCUGUACCGUUGUCAUUCCUCAUUUUUCAAGGAAUUUCGUUCGCACAUUCUCGAAGUCAACAAGAAAAAUGGCUCCAAUUAAGGUUGGCGAUAAGCUCCCGGCAGUAGAUCUUUUUGAAGAUUCACCGGCAAAUAAGAUCAAUACUGGUGAAUUGACAUCGAAUAAGAAAGUAAUAAUUUUUGCUGUCCCUGGUGCUUUUACUCCUGGUUGCUCCAAGACCCAUUUGCCUGGAUUUGUGUCAAAUGCUGAUUCUUUGAAAAGUGAUCAAGGAGUCAAUGAAAUAGUUUGUGUUUCCGUAAACGAUCCAUUUGUUAUGUCGGCUUGGGGUAAAGAACACAAUACAUCCGGAAAAGUUCGAAUGUUGGCUGAUCCUGCUGGUGCAUUUGUAAAGUCUUUAGAUUUAACAAUUGAUUUACCACCAUUGGGCGGCUUACGAUCAAAGCGGUUUUCGAUGGUUGUAGAUAAUGGAGAGGUAAAGGAAUUGAACGUUGAACCUGAUGGCACAGGCUUAAGCUGCUCGUUGGCAAAUAACAUUGGAAAACAUUAAUUUGAUAGCAAUGAGCUACAACUGUCAAUUGUUUGAUUGUUAAUCUAGCAAGUAGAAAAAAUUCUAAUGAUAUAUUCUGUCAGAAAUAUACUCAAAACUUAAUGAUAAAGUAAA
Ceratitis capitata (Mediterranean fruit fly) is the source of this 966-nucleotide messenger RNA. RefSeq names its product peroxiredoxin-5, mitochondrial (gene Prx5). The coding region runs from base 292 to 852 and encodes 186 amino acids. The transcript is spliced from 4 exons. Gene Ontology annotation, biological process: cellular response to oxidative stress; cell redox homeostasis; hydrogen peroxide catabolic process. Gene Ontology annotation, molecular function: thioredoxin peroxidase activity. The record is from RefSeq and is a predicted model, not a curated record. Gene Ontology annotation, cellular component: cytoplasm; mitochondrion; peroxisome. Lineage: Eukaryota; Metazoa; Arthropoda; Insecta; Diptera; Tephritidae.